CAACCCACUUCGACAUCACCAACUCACCAGCAGUCAAGAUGCCGAGCCAGAAGUCAUUCCGCACUAAGACCAAGCUUGCCAAAGCGCAGAAGCAGAACCGCCCGAUCCCACAAUGGAUUCGCCUCCGAACGGGCAACACCAUCAGAUAUAACGCCAAGCGACGACACUGGCGCAAGACCCGCAUCGGCAUCUAAACGCCUCGCCCCAAUCUUCUCUCGAUUCUCAGUCUCCUUCGUCACACGUCAAAAUCAUCAUGGGAACGGAUUUUUCGGUCACGAAUAGCGGAUGUGUUGGAGUGCGCUUAUGCGUGAAGCCAGAAAGGUGGAGCGGGCGUUCGUGGUUCUCGGCUGGUGAAUAAAGCCGCCGACACGAUUCUCUGGCGAUUUGGGAACAUGUGGAUUCUAGGCAGUGAUAACGAAUACACUUGCUGGUCCGCGAUGAAGUCGUUGGUCUGCAGUACAUGCUCGUGUGAUUUUACCAGUCGAGGGUCUCAAAGGCUCAUACUCCCUUACGCACGGAGGCAUUCCAGG
Messenger RNA from Westerdykella ornata, 530 nucleotides. RefSeq names its product putative 60S ribosomal protein L39. The coding region runs from base 39 to 194 and encodes 51 amino acids. Gene Ontology annotation, molecular function: structural constituent of ribosome. The record is from RefSeq and is a predicted model, not a curated record. Lineage: Eukaryota; Fungi; Ascomycota; Dothideomycetes; Pleosporales; Sporormiaceae. Gene Ontology annotation, biological process: translation. Gene Ontology annotation, cellular component: cytosolic large ribosomal subunit; ribosome. The transcript has 3 exons.